AUGGCUGCCUUCUUUGCCAAGCUGGAAAGGGCUUCUGCCCUGUCAGAGCUUAUGGUCCAGGCUCUGCGGGAAGCAAGGAGGAGACGGAGAGGAGCCACGUCCUGCAGGUCGCUGACCGUGACCCAGCAGGAGAAGACUCCACCGCCUCGACCCAGCCCGCUGGAGGCCAGCGGGGAUGGCUGUGAAGAGCCCAAGCAGCUGUCCUGGGAGCAGGAGUUUCUGGUGGGCAGCAGUCCAGGCGGCGGCGGGCGGGCGCUGUGCAUGGUGUGUGGGGCCGAGAUCCAGGCACCCUCGGCCGACACGGCUCGCAGGCACAUCCUGGACCAGCACCCGCACACCUUAGACCUGAGCCCCUCGGAGAAGGGCAACAUCCUGGAGGCCUGGAGCGAGGGGGUGGCCCUCCUGCAAGACGCCGGAGCCCAGCCAUCCCCACCCAGCUCAGACUCAGGCCGGGAUGUCGAGCUGGACCCGGAUUCCAACCCGGGCACCGCCAAGGUGCCGGCGGAGAUCGUCGUCCUCCUUGACCCUGAGGACAACCCGUCCCUCCCUAAGAGGAUCCGGCCCAGGGGACUCCGCCCCCUCGAGCUUCCCGCCACCCCUGCCACAGAGCCAGGAACUAAGAAGCCUCGUGGUCAGAGAUGGAAGGAGUCCCCUGAGGAAGAACCAGUCAGAAAGAAAAAAGGCAGAUCUGCGACCAAACACCCUGACCCCGACCCAGACCCCCCGCCGCCGCCCAGCUCUCCCACAGAGGCUUUCGCCGCACCCGCUGAGGUCCGGCACUUUACCGACGGCAGCUUUCCUCCGGGCUUCGUCCUGCAGCUUUUCUCUCACACGCAGCCCAGGGCCCCAGACGGCAAGGGCCCGCCUGAAGAAGGGGAGGCAGCGGACGGAGGCCUUUCCGGGGCAGGGAGCCCCUCCCCAGCUCCCCCGCCAGGGCUCCACGGAACACUGGAUCUUCAGGUCAUCCGGGUGCGCAUGGAGGAGCCCCCGGCGGUCAGCCUCCUGCAGGACUGGCCCAAGCACCCCCCGGGCGCCAAGGGCGUGGGCGUGGGCACAGGCGACAGCCCCGACUGGCCCGCGGUCCUGGCGGAAUCCAGCACCCCCGUGGGGGGGCAGCCGGCGUCGGGGGGCGCAGUGUAG
Molecule: messenger RNA, 1140 nt
Organism: Carlito syrichta (Philippine tarsier)
Lineage: Eukaryota; Metazoa; Chordata; Mammalia; Primates; Tarsiidae
Exons: 7
Coding region: 1-1140 (379 amino acids)
Biological process (GO): negative regulation of DNA-templated transcription
Source: RefSeq, a predicted model, not a curated record